UUCAAUAUUCUGCAAACUUCCGACUUCUGUCUGUUCUUCUUGCGAUAUCCCUAAUUCAACGAUGAACUCCGAACUCUACAGGCACACCACGUUGGGCAAUGCCCUCGAAGACACCUUAGAGGAGAUGAUACAGGAAGGCAUUGUGUCCGAUGACUUGGUUAGGGCAAUUUGGAAGAAAUACGACAAGAGCAUCACUAAGGCCCUACAGAAGCGGGCCGCGGCCAAGCUUACCUUUAAGGCCGACAAAUUGGUGAACUACAGAUUCUGCGACAAUGUGUGGACUUUGAUCCUCGAGGGCGUGGAGUUCCGCGAUGGCCCCCACACCUACGAGGUGGAUAAAGUUAAAGUUGUGGCCGUCUUAGAGAAGAACAAGUGGCAUUAAAAGUGGC
Messenger RNA from Drosophila eugracilis, 389 nucleotides. It is a transcript of the gene TfIIA-S-2, whose product is annotated as transcription initiation factor IIA subunit 2. The coding region runs from base 62 to 382 and encodes 106 amino acids. The record is from RefSeq and is a predicted model, not a curated record. Gene Ontology annotation, cellular component: transcription factor TFIIA complex. The transcript has 2 exons. Lineage: Eukaryota; Metazoa; Arthropoda; Insecta; Diptera; Drosophilidae. Gene Ontology annotation, biological process: RNA polymerase II preinitiation complex assembly; transcription initiation at RNA polymerase II promoter. Gene Ontology annotation, molecular function: TBP-class protein binding; RNA polymerase II general transcription initiation factor activity.